Messenger RNA from Triticum turgidum subsp. durum (durum wheat), 4074 nucleotides. Lineage: Eukaryota; Viridiplantae; Streptophyta; Magnoliopsida; Poales; Poaceae. The record is from the annotation of a GenBank genome assembly.
AUGGAAUACAAAGUUUGUACACGAAGUGACCUCGAGAAGAUGUUAGUUGAUGAAACAGCGGAGCCCAGGGACCUGCCAUUAUCACUCCUGAAGGACAUCACUAACGAUUUCUCCGAUGACCUGAAGAUUGGAAGCGGUCGAUUUUCUGUGGUUUAUAAGGGAAUACUUGGCGACAAGUCGGUUGCAGUGAAGAAGUUGUCCAACGCUUAUAUGCAUGAAAGGGAGUUUCACCAAGAGGUUGAAUGCCUGAUGCGGGUAAAACACAAGAAUAUAGUAAGAUUUCUGGGAUAUUGUGCUGAUACACAAGGAACUAUGGCAAGUUACAACGGAAAACUUGUCAUGGAAGAAGUUCAUCAAAGUUUGCUUUGCUUCGAGUAUAUACCUAAUGGGAGUCUUGAUAAAUAUAUCACCGAUGCAUAUCGUGAGUGGCGAACAUGCUACAAAAUAAUUAAAGGGAUUUCUGAGGGCCUGCAGUUCCUUCAUGAGAAUCAUAUCAUUCGCUUGGAUCUGAAACCUGCCAAUAUACUGCUCGACGAUAGCAUGGUACCGAAAAUCACUGAUUUUCGCCUGUCUAGAUGCUUUCACGAAAAUCAAAGACAGGAUAUUACCAAAACUACAUUAGGAACAAUGGGAUAUUUGGCACCAGAACUUUUGGAAGGGGAUGCAAUCACAUGUAGUGCUGACUUGUAUAGUCUUGGUGCCAUUAUCACAGAAAUACUGACCGGGCAGAAGGGGUAUCAAGCUACUGAGGAAGUACUUGAAAGUUGGAGUGAUAGGAUGGAGAGAUCACAACGAGACACACUAUUGGAACAAAUACGAGUAUGCUAUGAGAUAGCUUUAGAGUGCAGAGACUUCAGUCCAAAGAAGAGACCAGCUAGUGGACGUGAUAUAGUUGACAGGGUUCGUGAAAUGGAGGGCAUCCAGGCGGAGAUGGGUUCUUCGCUGGCGGUCAUGAGCGCCAUGGAUGAUGCUCUGGUGAAUUCUUCGCUGGCCGACAUAGGCGCCAUGAAUGCCCCAGUGAGUUCUUCCCUUGGUGUCAUGGGCCCCCUUCUCAGGAAGCUAGAUUCGCUGCUGCUUCUCGGUUGCCGGCUGCGAGGGCCACUCAAGGACAGAGUCGUGCUCCUCAGGGAAGAUCUGGAAGAAAUCAGUGUCGCCCUUGUGGAGCAGUCAAUGGUAGAUUCCCCCAAUGAAAUGGCAAAAUACUGGAUGAAUGAGGUGCGUGAACUUUGCUAUGACAUCGAGGAUUUCAUUGACGACAUGAUGUUGACGCACGCCGAUGCCAAGAUGAGGUCGGUGCAGAGCUUCAAGGUUGGCCGUGUCAAGAUCCCUUGGCUUCCCAAGAAGGUGAGGCCGUGCACGAGGGCCGCCAAAUUCGCAGAACUCAGGGCCCCGGUGCGGGAGGCGAUUGAGCGACAUGGAAGGUAUCUUGAUGGUUUCACCUCGAGUUCUAGAUCUCUGUUCACUGUGUACGGCCAUAUUCCAUUGAUGUACGCAGAGGCUGCAAACUACCUUGUUGGUGUCAAUGACGCUAACACAAAGCUUGUCAAGUGGCUCACCAAUGAAAAGGAGCAGCAGCUGAAAAUGGUGGCCAUAACUGGACAUUCAGGGGUUGGUAAGACCGCACUUGCAAAACAGCUGUACCGUGAAGUUGAGGAGCAAUUUGACUGCCGGGCUUUCGUGCGAGCAUCCCGGAAGCCUGACAUGAGAAGGCUGCUUGGGGGCAUCCUCUCUCAAGUUCAGCAGCAUCGAUGCCCCACUAAUUCAUACACAGUGCAAAACCUCAUUGACAAACUCACCGAACAUCUCCAGAAUAAGAGAUAUGUUAUUGUAAUUGAUGAUUUGUGGGAAACAACAUCAUGGGAUAUUGUUGCCAGUGCUUUCCCGGAAGGUAAUAACUGCAGUAGAAUAAUAACAACCACAGAAAUUGAGGGAGUAGCUUUGGAAUGCUGUGAUUAUCAAUCUGAUAAUAUUCUGAAGAUGAAACCUCUUGGCGGGGAAGACUCUGGGAAACUGUUACUCAACCUGGUUUUUGGUCCUGAACGUCUGUGCCCUGAACAAUUAAAGGGGGCUUCGGACAUAAUCAUAGCAAAAUGUGCUGGUUUGCCACUAGCAACCAUUUGUGUAUCCGGUCUUUUAGCAACCCAACCAGACAACCCUAAGCUAUGGCUGCAUGUGCAGGAAUUUUUGUGUUCUAAUUUGAGUACAAAUUCUACUUUGGAAGAGACACUGCAUGAAACACUAAAGCUUAGUUACAAUAGUCUUCCUCACUAUUUGAAGACAUGUUUGAUGUACCUUUGUUUGUAUCCGGAAGGCUGCACAAUAUGGAAGUUUGAUUUGAUUAAGCAGUGGAUAGCAGAAGAUUUCAUCUGUGCGAUAGAAGGAACAGACACAGCGGAAGUUGCAGAUAGCUAUUUUGAAGAGCUUGUCAACAGGGGAAUGAUCCAACCUGUGGAUAUCAACUACAGUGGUGAGGUAUUGUCCUGUACACUGCACCACGUUGUGCUUGAUCUUAUUACACUUGAGUCCACCGAAGAGAGAUUUAUCACUGCAUUAGAUUACUCACAGACCAUCAGAGGACAUUAUAGCAAGGUUCGUCGGCUAUCGCUCCACUUCAGCAAUCCCAGAUAUGCAAAGAAACCAACUGGUCUAACACUGUCAAAAGUUCGAUCAAUUGGCUUUUUUGGAAUCCUCAAGUGUGCGCCUACAAUUGUGGGAUUUAAGCAUCUCCGAGUUCUAAUCCUGGAGUUUUGGGGUGAUCAAUGGGGGAUCAUGAGUUUUGACCUCACAAGAAUUUGUAGAUUUUUUCAGCUGAGAUAUUUGAAGAUUUCAUGUGAUGCCAGUGUAGAGGUAGAACUACCAACCCAAAUGCGAAUGCUGCGGUACUUGGAAACACUAAUAAUUGAUGCAGCAGUGUCUGCAGUUCCAUCAGAUAUUAUUCAUCUCCCAGGCUUGUUGCAUCUCUCUCUUGGAGAUAAGACAGAUCUACCUGAUGAGGUUGGUCGCAUCAGAUCUUUGCGUGUGCUACAUUGUUUUAACCUUAGCAGUAACUCUGAAGACAAUGUACUGAGCCUUGGUGAUCUGUUGAACCUGCAAGAUCUUAACCUCACUUACUGUACAGAAGAGUCAGAUGACCAUCUGAAGAGAAACCUGGCAGCUCUAGCCUCUUCUCUUGGGAAACUUGUGAAUCUCAAAUCUAUCACUCUGGCUCCUGGUGCCUCAGGAACAGCAAUCUACCAUGAUGUGUGGAGCAGCGUGUCCUCUCUUCCUUUCUUUCUUCAGAGACUUGAGUUGUUGCCCCCCAUUUGCAUCUUCUCCAGGCUUCCGCAGUGCCUUGGGCAACUCCGCAAACUCUGUAUUCUGACAGUUGUUGUUAGUGAGCUGCUGAUGGAAGAUAUGGAUAUACUGACAGGAUUGCCCGCCCUCACUGUUUUCUCACUCUAUGUCCGGCAACCAACGUUAGAAAGUAUCAUCUUCAAAAAAAGGGCAUUCCUAGGGCUCAAGUGUUUCAAAUACACAUGUGGUGUACUGUCCCUCACCUUUCAGGAAGAAGCAUUUCCCAAUCUUCAGAGGCUCGAGCUAAGUUUCAAUGCUCACAGAGGAGAACAGUAUUAUGAUUUUCUUUCGGGCAUUGGUUACCUGUUAAAUCUCAAGGAAAUUGCUGGAACGAUUGGGGCAGCCAAAGAUGCUGAGGAAUCUGACAGGAGGGUUGCAGAGUCUGCUUUCACAGACGCCAUUCGCAAGCAUCCAAGGUUUCCUAGUUACAACCACGUAAAAAGAGUAGACUGGGUUCAUGAAGAAUACCAGCUUAGAACCCAAGCGAAAGACUCAUCAAGAGAAAAAUAUGAAACACUGGAAAAACAGCAUGGAAGAAAAGAGGGAGACUCGUUACAUGAACAGACUAGAAUUUUACUGAAAGAAACCGGGGAAGAAACAAAGCAAUGCACCAAUAGCUGGAGUUCUUACUUUCCCGCCACUGAAUCAAUUAUCUUCGAUCAAAUGAAGUCAGGUAUUCCUAUACAUUUCCCGUUCCGGUCUGAAAGCUAUUUUCUCCUAGAAAAGCAUAUUCAUUUGUAA